AUGGCGGCGUUCAUGGACACGAGAAUAUUGCUUAGGAAAAUUAAAGAUUUACGGUGCCUGACACCCCGACGGAAUCGCGUGAAAGCUAAAUGGGUAUGUACGACGUAGUUGGCUAACAAUAAUUGGAAAAAUCCACAACCAGUCGUUGAUUAAAGUUGGCGGUUAACUAGCGCUCAAACCCUUAUCAGCGUUUAGCUUCGACCACGCCACGGCUGGCUGCGUGUGAAGUACAAUUCCGAGGCUUUGUUUUAACGUGUAGAAACGUUAAUAAUCGCUAGCAAAACAUAUGCUGGUAGGCCCCUUAUCUUUCAUAUCACCAAUUAAUCAUCUUUAAAGUAAAGAAAUUGUUGCAGUUUUGCACAGAUCCAUAAGCUGCGUGUGCCUCCAGUUGACAAACUACACUUCCUCCUCAGUUAUGCUUACAAACAGGUGUUCAGAGCACACUUAAAUGGCUAAUUAGUACAAGUGGCUGUCUAGUCUGAUUAAUCAGGCUGUUAUACACAAUUAAUUGAUAUACACAGACCGAGACAUUUGUGUGCAAAAUUGUGUAACUGUUCCUUUUACACGCCAGAAUGUUGACUAAAUUAUAUUUAAACUUGCUCUACCGUAUGUUUGUGCAGUUUGCCCUUCUGCUGCUCGAAAAUUGAGACUAUCCAGACUUUGGAAUAGUUAAAGGGCCAGAGGACCUGAGGGACCUACUGGGUACAUAACUUAAAAGCAUGUCUGACAUGUAUUGGGGUGCACAAUCGUGGAUUAAUAAAAAAAAAAACAAUAGAUGAAUCUUUAAAUUCAUUAUAAAACUCACAGGCAGCUAGUGCAGAGACCUUAAAACCGGUGUAAUGUGUGCUGUCCGUCUGGUCUUGGUCAGUACCCGUGCUGCAGUAUUCUGUAUGUUUUGCAGUUGACCAAUGGCUUUCUUGGGUAGAACAGACAGGAGAGCAGUCAUGCCUGCUUGUAAUAAAAGCAUGGGUGAGUUUCUCUGUAUCAGCCUGAGAGAGAAACGGCCACACCUUGGCAAUGUUCCUCAGGUGGUAAAAAGCUAUUUUGUUAAUAUUCCUAAUGUGUGGUUUGAAAUUGAAUUCAGAAUCUAAAAUAACACACAGGUUUUUUACUUGAUGUUUUAUCUUUAUUGCCUGUGAAUUAAAAUGUGCGGGCAGAUUCUCUCUGUGCUUUGGUUCCAACAAUAAGUACCUCGGUCUUGUCUUGAUUUAGCUUGAGGAAGUUGUGAGCCAUCCAAGUAUUUAAAUCACUAAUACACUCUAAUAAUUUAUCCGUGGAGCUAAAAUCCUCUGGUGACACAGAAAUGUAAAAUUGUGUAUCAUCUGUGUAGCAGUUAAAAUCAAUGCUGUGCUUUCUGAUAAUGCUGCCAAGGGGUAACGGAUACCUAUACAGUACCAUUCAAAGGUUUGGACACACCUACUCAUUCAAGUUUUUUUUUUAUUUUUUUUAUUUUUAUAUUUUCUACAUUGUAGAAUAAUAGUGAAGACAUCAAAACUAUGAAAUAACACAUAUGGAAUCAUGUAUUAACCAAAAAAGUGUUAAACAAAUCAAAAUGUUAUAUUUGAGAUUCUUCAGAGUAGCCACCCUUUGCCUUGAUGACAGGUUUGCACACUCUUGGCAUUCUCUCAACCAGCUUCAUGAGGUAGUCACCUGGAAUGCGUUUCAUUUAACAGGUGUGCCUUGUUAAAACUUAAUUUAUGGAAUUUCUUUCCUUCUUAAUGCAUUUGAGCCAAUCAGUUGUGUUGUGAUGUGACAAGGUAGGGGUGGUAUACAGAAGAUAGCCCUAUUUUGUAAAAGACCAAGUCCAUAUUAUGGCAAGUGCAGCUCAAAUAAGCAAAGAGAAACGACAGUACAUUACUUUAAACAACUCAAAAUAUAUUUUAUAUUUGAGAUUCUUCAAAGUAGCCAUCCUUUGCCUUGAUGACAGCUUUGCACACUCUUGGCAUUCUGUCAUCCAGCUUCACCUGGAAUGCUUUUCCAACAGUCUUGAAGGAGUUCCCACAUGCUGAGCACUUGUUGGCUACAGAAGUGGUCCUCUGUAGCUCAAUUGGUAGAGCAUGGCGCUUGUAACGCCAGGGUAGUGAGUUCAAUCCCCGGGACCACCCAUAUGUAAAAAUGUAUGCACACAUGACUAUAAGUCGCUUUGGAUAAAAGCGUCUGCUAAAUGGCUUAUUAUUAUUAUUAUUAUAUUAUUAUUUUCCUUCACUCUGCUGUCCAACUCAUCCCAAACCAUCUCAAUUGGGGUGAGGUCGGGUGAUUGUGGAGGCCAGGUCAUCUGAUGCAGCACUCCAUCACUCUCCUUCUUGAUAAAAUAGCCCUUACGCAGCCUGGAGGUGUGUUGGGUCAUUGUCCUGUUAAAAAACAAAUGAUUGUCCCACUAAGCCCAAACCAGAUGGGAUGGUGUAUUGCUGCCGAAUGCUGUGGUAGCCAUGCUGGUUGAGUGUGCCUUGAAUUCUAAAUAAAUCACAGACAGUGUCACCAGCAAAGCACCAUCACACCUCCUCCAUGCUUCACGGUGGGAACCACACAUGCAGAGAUCAUCUGUUCACCUACUCUGCGUCUCACAAAGACACGGCGGUUGGAACCAAAAAUCUCCAAUUUGGACUCCAGACCAAAGGACAGAUUUCCUCCGGUCUAAUGUCCAUUGCUCGUGUUUCUUGGCCCAAGCAAGUCUCUUCUUAUUAUUGGUGUCCUUUAGUAGUGGUUUCUUUGCAGCAAUUCGACCACGAAGGCCUGAUUCACACAGUCUCCUCUGAACAGUUGAUGUGUCUGUUACUUGAACUCUCUGAAGCAUUUAUUUGGGCUGCAAUUUCUGAGGUAACUCUAAUGAACUUAUCCUCUGCAGCAGAGGUAACUCUGGGUCUUCCUUUCCUGUGGCAGUCCUCAUGAGAGCCAGUUUCGUGUGCGACUGCACUUGAAGAAACAUUCAAAUUUCUUGAAAUGUUCCGGAUUGACUGACCUUCAUGUCUUAACACUUUUUUGGUUUCUACAUGAUUCCAUGUGUUAUUUCAUAGUUUUGAUGUCUUCACUAUUAUUCUACAAUGUAGAAAAUAUAAAAAAUAAAGAAAAACCCUUGAAUAAGUAGGUGUCCAAACUUUUGACUGGUACAGUAUACUGAACAAAAGUAUAAAGGCAACAUGUAAAGUGCUGGCCCCAUUUUUCAUGAGCUGAAAUAAAAGAUCCUGGAUAUAUUCCAUAUGCACAAAACGCUUAUUUCUCUCAAACGGUUUGCACAAAUUUGUUUACAUCCCUAUUAGUGAGCAUUUCCCAUUUGCCAAGAUAAUCCAUCCACCUGACAGGUGUGGUAUAUCAAGAAGCUGAUUAAACAGCAUGAUCAUUACACAGGUGCACCUUGUGCUGGGGACAAUAAAAGGCAACUCUAAAAUGUGCAGUUUUGUCACAACACAAUUCCACAGAUGUAUCAAGUUUUGAGGGAGAAUGCAAUUGGCAUGCUGACUGCAGGAAUGUCUACCAGAGCUGUUGCCAGAGAAUUGAAUGUUCAUUUCUCUACCAUAAGCCGCCUCCAACUUUGUUUUAGAGAAUUUGGCAGUACAUCCAACCGGCCUCACAACCGCAGACCACGUGUAACCACGCCAGCCCAGGACCUCCACAUCCAGCUUCUUCACCUGCGGGAUCGUCUGAGGAGGGGAGGGGGGGGGGGGGGGUGCUGAGGAGUAUUUUGUGGGGAAAAACUCAUUCUGAUUGGCUGGGCCUGUCUCCCAAGUGGGUGGGCCUAUACCUUCCCAGGCCCACCCAUUGCUGCUUCCCUGCCCAGUCAUGUGAAAUCCAUAGAUUAGGGCCUAAUUGAUUUAUUUCAGUUGAAUGACGUCCUUAUAUGAACUGUAACAGUAAAAUCUUUGAAAUUGUUGCAUGUUGCGUUUUAUAUUUUUGAACAGUAACAGACCCAAAAUCAAACCUUGUCGAACGCCACAUGUGAUAUGUAUUUUCUCUGAGUUAUAUUCACAGAGGGUGACAAACUUCUGACCGGUUAAAUAGGUCCUAAACCAAUUUAGGCCAACCCACCUCUCCAGUCUGCCCAGAAGGACAUCAUGGUCAAGAGUGUCUAAUGCAGCACUUAAAUCCAAGUGUACAAGGACAGAGAGCUGUUUGGUAUCUGCUUUGGCUCUAAGAUCAUUUACCACUUUAACUAUGGCUGUCUGUGGUGGGCCCGAAAACCAGAUUGGAAGUUUUCAAAAAUACUAUUAUUUAAUUGUUUGAAAACACAUUUCUCCAGAAUUGUGCUUAAAAAUGGAAGGUUGGAGAUUGGCCAAAAAUUGCUAAGAGCUGAAGAAUCUAGAUUACUUUUCUUCAGAAGGGGUUUCACCAUAGCAGUUUUUAGUGCAGUGGGGAAAGUGCCUGUGAACAGGGAGUGAUUAACAAUAGCUUGCACUUCUUCAGCUAUGCAAGUAAAAACUGUUUUGAAGAAGGUGGUGGGGAUAGGAUCGAGAAGGCAGGUAGAAGGCUUUAGUUUUGAGCAUGUCUGUGUCAACCAGGGAAAAUAAAUCCAUAGUGCCUUUGCGUGGUAGGCUAGGGCACAUAUCAAACUUCUCAUCAGGUCUUGCUUGACUGAUACCCAGCCUAAUGUUUUAUCUUACCUCUGCAGCAUAUUUCAAACUCUUCACAUUUAGAUGUGGAGGAAAGUUCACAUGGGUUUGCAGGGGUAGUAUUUAUGGUCGAGAAGAGCACGCUCAAAUUAUUCUGAUUAAAUUAGCCUGUCUGGCAUUUCUAAUUGCCUUGUUAUAUAUACCAAGUUGCUCUCCCAGAAUAUCAUAAUGGACCUGCAACUUUGACUUUCUCCACUUCCGCUCUACCUUUCUGCCAUUUCUCUUUAAUUUGUUCCCUCACUCAUCCAAGGUGCUCUCUGUUUGGAUGUGGCCUUUUUCAACUUUACUGGAGCUAUGGAAUCAAUGGUUGCCUGUAAUUUGCUAUUAAACUUAUCAACUAAAUCAUCACAAGAGGAAGGCCGACUAGGUUAUCGAGUGUUGUUAAUACACUCAAUAAAAUCUGUAGCAACUUCAGAGGUAAGAUAGCUUUUCUUAAUGCGUUCAGUGUUACCCUGUGCUAUGGUCAACAAUGUAGUAAAAAAUGCACAGUGGUGAUCAGAUAAAGCAACAUCAACAAUAGAGGAUAUGUCAAUAGAAAGCUCCUUGGUAAUAACCAGGUCCAGAGUAUGGCCGCAGUUAUGGGUGGGCCCAGUAACAUGUUGGAUAAAGUCCAUAGAGCUCAAAAGAUUCAUAAAUUCAAUGGCCUUGGAGUCAACAUGAAUAUUAAAAUCACUCAACACAAUGAUUUUAUCAUAGUUCUCAAGGACAAUAGACAAUAGUUCAGGAAAUCAGUAAAGAAAGUGGGGCAGUGCUUUGUUGGCCUAUACAGGGUUUUGGCCAGCACUGGUGGCUGACAUUUAAACAGUAUAGCAUGAUGCUCAAAGACCCAAAGUUGCCAAAUUAAAUGUCCUGAGAGCAUUAAUAAAAAUAGAGGCUGGCGUCCCACCCAUUUCCCCUUUUAUGAUAGAGUAUGAAAAGCUGUAGUCCAGGGGGAGGCUUCAAUAAGGGCGGCACUACAGUCUGAAGACAGCCACGUUUCAGUGAGAAACAUGCAAUCAACUUUGCGCUCAGUAAUGAGGUCAUUCACGAGAGAGGUUUUACUAGUGAUUGCGCUAACAUUUUAAAAGUGUCAUAUUCAAUGAGUGUGGGCCACUCUGCCCCUGGGGCAUCUGCCUAGAGGUAACCAAUGGAAUAACAACCAAAUUAUUAGCGUUACAACCACGUUUUCUGACCGUCUCCAAUCAGUCAGAAUGGUAGGAGAUGACAGUUUCUAUAAACUCACUAGAAGGCGGAGUUAAAGGAACAUAAAUUAGGUUACUCACAAUAACCAUAGUGCCAUUUCUAUAGGAGUUGAUAUGGUUUCCAAGUCCUCUUGCUUAUUCUGACAGGGAGAACUGGAGCACUACCAGACCCUGUCUGUUAGUCUCUAAAACCGUUUACAAUGUUGCUGGAAAUAAUCCUGGAACGCCUGCGGCUAUGGUGAAUCCCGUCUCUUUUAAAAAGUGCUGGUCGCUCCCACAUCAAAUCAAAGUUGUCACAAAAAGAGACAUUCCUGUCGUUGCAAAGUUUCUUCAGGUACUCGUUUAGGGCAAAGAGUCCGCUGAAACGUUCCGAACCCCUCUGGUAGCACGGGAGGUGGCCAGGCGAUAAUUAUUAUCUUCCCUGUGCUAGUGAGGGUCUUUAAUAAAUGUUUGUAGUCCUCUCUCAGAUCGCCGAAAACUAAGGUCGUUACAACCUACGUGAGUGACGAUGGUGUCAAUAUUGGAGUAGUUGGCCAGAACCGUGGGCAGGAGAGAGUUGGACACGGGAUCCUGGGUGACAGUGGACCUUCGUUAGCUGCCCACAAUGAUGGUGGUCAUAAUGGAAUCCGAUGGGGAAACGACCUGCUGAACUGUGGCGGCCUUGGGGGUGGGUGCCACUGGGCGGCCGUUGGCUAUUGGUAUACACCCAUGAUCCGUGCUGACUCCCAGGGCUGGUAGGUCCGUCUCAAGCAGGGCAAAGCUGUUCGAUAGCUGGAUCGGAUCUUCUCGGAUAGAUGGGUGCCCAGACUGCCUUCCUGAUCUCCUAUGCCUUGCGAGUGUCCAGUCUCCCUUGGGCCGCAGAGUUGAGUUUAACAUCUUGUCUGUUGGAUUGGGACAGAUCAACACCGCCUGACUCAUUGACAGCUUUGCUAUAGGAGGCAUUUAAAACGGAGAUUUGGUUUGCCUGAGUAACAGCAAGGUCGGUGUACUUAGAAAGCAGGUUUUCCUUUUCUCGCAGCCGAGCGAACAGCCAGAGGAUCUCUUCCCUAAGAUGCUUGAUGGUGGUGCAUUUAGAACAGACAAAUCCCUGUCCAUUUUCCAGUUCCACCUCAUCUUCAUCAGUUGCAGGUGGUUCUACAAAAAACACAAAUUCAGAAAGAUUACAUCCAUGUUUUGUAUCGAGUGAAAUAGGCCUCUUGCAUGUCUAUAGAUCUUUGUUUUGGUCUCACUGUGUGAUGCUGUCAUCUACUUCUACACAUGGCCGUGUCGCAUAGAAACGACUAGCCCAACCGGCCGGCAGAUGGCGCUAUUAUUCAUUUAACAUCAUCUGUCUAAAUGGACUGUAUGCAGCCGGCUAUACACUCAUGUCCCCCCGGCGAUGGCUCCUACAUAAAACAUCCUCCAUUCAGGCAGCAAUGGCAUUGAUUUCCUCGUUAACUAGCUUUAAUGGCGAGCCCCAAAAAAUAAAAAAUAAUUAAAGAAUCUUAAAGAAUUGUGGUUAAAUUAGUGGUUAAUGCUACUUCUGGAUGUUGCACACUGUUCAGCCAGGGGUAAACAACAAACUGCGGCAACCUGAUUGGCUGAACAUCAGGAAGAAGCAUUAGCCAUUAGCGUGGUGGAAAGUUGUUUUAUUAAAGAUAGUGUGCAUAUUUUCUUUUUACAUUUACAGGCGGCUCACCAUUAAAGCUCGUUAAGUAGAUAACCGACACUUGCAGCCUGAAUGGAGGAUGUUUUAUGUACGAGCCGGUCGCCGGGGAACACGUGUAUAGCUGGCUGCAUACAGUCCAGUUGUACGCAGAUGACAAACAAUGUAAAAGGAAUAAUAGCCGGCCGGUUGGGCUAAGAAACGACUAGUUCCUGCAAAAAUGCUGGGAAAUGCUAGAUGUGCGGCAGCUAAGAUGGGGAGGAACCUCCCGCACUACAAAACAUGGUUUUAAUGUUUCCGAGUUUUCGCUGGGUUUUGUAGAACCACCUGCAACUGAAAACUGAUAUUUAUAAGAUACUUUCCUAGUUUUCGAUGAAAAGUAUCACCAAGACCCAUGGGGCGGCGCACAAUUGGCCCAGCGUCGUCCAGGGUAGGGGAGGGAAUGGCCGGCAGGGGAUGUAGCUCAGUUGGUAGAGCAUGGCGUUUGCAACGCCAGGGUUGUGGGUUCGAUAAAAUAAUGUAUGCGCUAACUAAGUCGCUCUGGAUAAGAGCGUCUGCUAAAUGACUAAAAUGUAAAAAAUGUAAGACCAGGUUAGUUGAAAAAUCUAUGGCGUCUGUUUGUAUGGAGCUUUCAUGUGACGCCCAGUAAUGGACACCAAAAAUCUUUGUACACCAAAUAAUGUGAUAAAACCAAUCUGUAGAUAGCAGGACGGGUAGCUAGCUAGAAAUAUCCAGAUAGAGAGAUGGCUAGCUAUCUGCUAGAUGGCAACCUACAACUUACAGGAGAAGACCCAUCCCAUUUUCUCUGGUAUCGAAGAGAUCACCUUGAAUACGUGACCGAUCGGCAUAGUGUACCACCGCUCGUGUGGAUUCCCUGUCGUUGGCUGUGGUCUAGCCAAGGAAAAUGAUCUCCUUGCCCUCCUCUCCUCAGACGGCCUUGUAGCGGCACUGUCUUUCUCCUGUCUCCCCUCGUCUGUCCAUCUUACAGCAAACACCUUGCAAAGAAGCACAUACCGAUAAGCAUGGUCUCUAUCUUAUUUUGAUCCAGGUUUCUUUUUGCCUACUACUACAACGUGCCGUCGCCCAAGCAUGCAGUGAGCUUAUGGCACUGAAAGAUGUGUCAGAGGGGAAAUGUUAAUUAGCGAUGUCAACACAGGAUUUUACAUUUCCUUUCAUAAAACAGAGAGAAAAGACUAACAUUAGAAGGAACGAUGGUGACCUUACCAAAGUAUGUUUUUAUCAGAGAUGGUUUCCAAUGUCGUUAUAGCAGCUUUGGUUUUUAUCUGCGUUUCUCUGUGACGCUUCCAGCUAAUAAUGUGCUGAAGUGCUGGGCCCUCCUUGCUUCCUCCCUCGUAGGCUUGUCACUAAUUAGGAAUGAGUGGACAGGUGAAAGCCAUGUGGUGGAGGAGCCCUAGUGAUCACCUGUCUAAUCAAUGAUUACUUCAAGGAAUGGAUGAAGGAAGGAUGCAUUUGACCUUUUUGGUUGCCAACCACCAUUAACAAAUAAAAUAAGGAUGCAGUUUAAGAAAUAUAAACAGGUCUGGAUUUACUCCCCACCAAUCCUUCUUAGCAAAACGUAAUUGAAGCUUGCAGGUGGGUGCAAUUAAGUAUCAGGUAGAAGAGAAAACCAGCAGGCUCUGGACCUCGUAGGGUAAGGGUUGAAUACCCCUGGCCUAAAUUCAGCUUUACCCAACCCUGUGCACCGGUUGGUAGACCAGGGCACAAAACGAGCGACAUUUUUCUAAAUUCUUCCAAAUCCUCUUUCAACAGGCUGGCUCUCAGCCCAAGUACCCUGCCACAAACCUGGCCUUACAGAACUUUGAUGCCACCUACAGCCUACAGCUGAGAGAGCAGUGGCCCUCUGUCCGCGUCAGCAUGCUUUGUGAGCAGAAGUACGGGGCCCUGGUAAACAACUUCGCCACCCCAGAAGGGGUCAUCGCAGACCUGCAGUCCCAGGGAUGUAGAGACUUUGUCAGCCAACCAGUUGGUGGAGGAGCUCUGGAGAGACUGCAGGCGCCUGGAUUUCCUCCCCACGAUAACUCUUCAACCAUCGAGUCUGUUGGUGUCAGUCAAGAUGUGGCUCCUCCUCACCUCAGCACCAAUAUCAAGUGCUUUGUUUUCCCCGGGGGAGACAUCUCCAGAUUCAAGCCUUCUAGGUGAGAUUUGCAACGCUUCUUUUACAGACACGAGAGAGGAAAAUGCUGAAAUCUGGGCUUCAGUCUGUUUCAUCAUCACAAUUUACUGAAGCUACUUGUCUCCUACAGUGAGGGGAAAAAAGUAUUUGAUCCCCUGCUGAUUUUGUACAUUUGCCCACUGACAGACAUGAUCAGUCUAUAAUUUUAAUGGAUUGUUUAUUUGAACAGUGAGAGACAGAAUAACAACAAAAAAAUCCAGAAAAACGCAUGUCAAAAAUGUUAUACAUUUAUUUGCAUUUUAAUGAGGGAAAUAAGUAUUUGACCCCUCUGCAAAACAUUACUUAGUACUUGGUGGCAAAACCCUUGUUGGCAAUCACAGAGGUCAGAGGUUUCUUGUAGUUGGCCACCAGGUUUGCACACAUCUCAGGAGGGAUUUUGUCCCACUCCUCUUUGCAGAUCUUCUCCAAAUCAUUAAGGUUUUGAGGCUGACGUUUGGCAACUCGAACCUUCAGCUCCCUCCACAGAUUUUCUAUGGGAUUAAGGUCUGGAGACUGGCUAGGCCACUCCAGGACCUUAAUGUGCUUCUUCUUGAGCCACUCCUUUGUUGCCUUGGCUGUGUGUUUUGGGUCAUUGUCAUGCUGGAAUACCCAUCCACGACCCAUUUUCAAUGCCCUGGCUGAGGGAAGGAGGUUCUCACCCAAGAUUUGACGGUACAUGCCCCCGUCCAUCGUCCCUUUGAUGCAGUGAAGUUGUCCUGUCCCCUUAGCAGAAAAACACCCCCAAAGCAUAAUGUUUCCACCUCCAUGUUUGACGGUGGGGAUGGUGUUCUUGGGGUCAUAGGCCGCAUUCCUCCUCCUCCAAACACGACGAGUUGAGUUGAUGCCAAAGAGCUCGAUUUUGGUCUCAUCUGACCACAACACAUUCACCCAGUUCUUCUCUGAAUCAUUCAGAUGUUCAUUGGCAAACUUCAGACGGGCCUGUAUAUGUGCUUUCUUGAGCAGGGGGACCUUGCGGGCGCUGCAGGAUUUCAGUCCUUCACGGCGUAGUGUGUUACCAAUUGUUUUCUUGGUGACUAUGGUCCCAGCUGCCUUGAGAUCAUUGACAAGAUCCUCCUGUGUAGUUCUGGGCUGAUUCCUCACCGUUCUCAUGAUCAUUGCAACUCCACGAGGUGAGAUCUUGCAUGGAGCCCCAGGCUGAGGGAGAUUGACAGAUAUUUUGUGUUUCUUCCAUUUGCGAAUAAUCGCACCAAUUGUUGUCACCUUCUCACCAAGCUGCUUGGCGAUGGUCUUGUAGCCCAUUCCAGCCUUGUGUAGGUCUACAAUCUUGUCCCUGACAUCCUUGGAGAGCUCUUUGGUCUUGGCCAUGGUGGAGAGUUUGGAAUCUGAUUGAUUGAUUGCUUCUGUGGACAGGGGUCUUUUAUACAGGUAACAAACUGAGAUUAGGAGCACUCCCUUUAAGAGUGUGCUCCUAAUCUCAGCUCGUUACCUGUAUAAAAGACACCUGGGAGCCAGAAAUCUUUCUGAUUGAGAGGGGGUCAAAUACUUAUUUCCCUCAUUUAAAAUGCAAAUUAAUUUAUAACAUUUUUGACAUGCGUUUUUCUGGAUUAUUUUGUUAUUGUCUCUCACUGUUCAAAUAAACCUACCAUUAAAAUUAUAGACUGAUCAUUUCUUUGUCAGUGGGCAAACAUACAAAAUCAGCAGGGGAUCAAACACUUUUUUCCCUCACUGUAUAUUGUGAUAUUAUUUGAUGCCAAGUUGUAUGAUUUUAAAUUCCCAUUCUCGUCCUAGACCCGACUUGUAUGGUAUGCUUGGGUACUACCUCAUGGAUGCGGCGUCCGUUUUGCCUGCCCUAGCCCUGGAUGUCCAGGAAGGACACACUGUGCUGGACGUCUGUGCCGCCCCAGGGGGCAAGACCCUGGCCCUGCUCCAGACACAGGCCAUCCGUAAGACGGUCUAGCAGAUAUGAUGCAAACACAUUGUUGUAGUUCUGUCUAAUUCACAGACUGGUAAAGCUUUUUUUUCCAGUCCUAUUUCAGUUUGCAUUGAUCUGGUGUUUAUUUGUUAUGGCAUGUUUUUCAGGAUUUAUGUGUGUCAAUGACAUCUCAGUGUCUCGUACCUACCGUCUCCAGCGGGUCCUCAACAGCUAUGUUCCCAAAGAGCUGUUGACAGAAGAAAGAAUGCGCAUUACUUCCUUUGACGGCAGGAAAUGGGGAGAAAUCGAAAGGGACACCUUUGACAGAGUAAGUACUGAGAUUAUUUGACAACAUUUGUUGGUUUUAUAAAAAAUUCUGCAAUGUAAGACAUUACUGGGCCUUUCCAUGUAAAAGGACCCAACCCAUGAGCUUCAACGUGAAGAUCAUUAGGAAUAUGUCAAAUCUGGUGUCAAAUGAAAGCUAUUAGUAUAUUUUUGUGAAAUUAAGGCAUAUAUAGAUUUUAAACUAUUUUUUAUCUUAAAUAUUAGUAAUAAGGUAAGGCUUUGAUUUCUGGGCAAGUAGAUGGAAAAGGUGUCUUUGAAAACAUCUACCAGAAAAUGUCUUAAAAGGUAUUAGAAAUACAUUAAAACACAGUAAUGUUGGAGAAAAGACCCCUGCCAACUAAUAUCAACACUUAUAUUUACACUGAACAAAAAUAUAAACGCAACAUGUAAAUUGUUGGUCCCAUGUUUAAUGAACUGAAAUGAAAAAUCCCAGAAAUGUAAUGUAUGCACAAAAAGCUUAUUUCUCUAAAUGUUUUUACACAAAUUUGUUUACAUCCCUGUUAGUGAGCAUUUCUCCUUUGCCAAGAUAAUCCAUCCACCUGACAGGUGUGGCAAGGAGCUGAUUAAACAGUGUGGUCAUUACACAGGUGCAUGUUGUGCUGGGGACAAUAAAAGGCCACUCUAAAAUGUGCAGAUUUGUCACACAACACAAUGCCACAGAUGUGUCAAGUUUUGAGGGAGAUGCAAUUGGCAUGCUGACUGCGGGAAUGUCCACCAGAGCUGUUGCCAGAUCAUUUGGUUAAUUUCUCUACCAUAAUCCACCUCCGUCGUUUUAGAGAAUUUUGCAGUACGUCCAACCGGCCUCACAACCGCAGACCACGUGUAACCACGCCAGCCCAGGACCUCCACAUCCGGCUUCUUCACCUGCGGGAUCGUCUGAGACCAUCCACCCGGACAGCUCACGAAACUGUGGGUUUUCACAACUGAAGAAUUUCUGCAGAAACUGUCGUACCGUCUCAGGGAAGCUCAUCUGCGUGCAUGUCGUCCUCACCAGGGUCUUAACCUGACUGCAGUUCGGCGUCGUAACCAACUUCAGUGGGCAAAUGCUCUCCUUCGAUGGCCACUGGCACGGUGGAGAAGUGUGCUCUUCAUGGAUGAAUACCGGUUUCAACUGGACCGGGCAGAUGGCAGACCGGUUGUAUGGCAUUGUGAGGGUGAGCGAUUUGCUUAUGUCAACGUUGUGAACAGAAUGGGAUUAUGUUAUGGGCAGGCAUAAACUACUGACAAAGAAAAUACAAUUGCAUUUUAUCUUCGGCAAUUUGAAUGCACAGAGAUACCGUGGAUGAGAUCCUGAGGCCCAUUGUCGUGCCGUUCGUCUGCUGCCAUCACCUCAUGUUUCAGCAUGAUGAUGCAUGGCCCCAUGUCGCAAGGAUCUGUACACAAUUCCUGGAAGCUGAAAAUGUCCCAGUUCUUCCAUGGCCUGCAUACUCACCAGACAUGUCACCUAUUGAGCAUGUUUGGGAUGCUCUGGAUCGACGUGUACGACAGCGUGUUCCAGUUCCGGCCAAUAUCCAGCAACUUCACACAGCCAUUGAAGAGGUGUGGGACAACAGUCCACAGGCCACAAUCAACAGUCUGAUCAACUCUAUGCGAAGGAGAUAUCGCGGUGCAUGAGGCAAAUGGUGGUCACACCAGAUACUAACUGUUUUUUUGUUUUGUUUCUAGUUGUGAUGUCUUCACUAUUAUUCUACAAUGUAGAAAAUAGUAAAAAUAAAGAAAAACCCUUGAAUGAGUAGGUGUGUCCAACCUUUUGACUGGUAUUGUAUAUCUAUUUGGUUUAAUAUAUUAAGUGAUUAAAAUUGGUAACAGAAUUUCUGAACAAUUACUAACGGAUUUACUGCAAUUGAUUUGACUACAAUGGGAAAUUAUAGUAGUCACAAACCAGAUGGGUCACCUGCUACAGUCCUCCCUUCCACUGUCAUACUGUUAUGUUCAGCUCAUUACUUUUCUUUCUCUCAUAUGGUGGUCAAAGCAAGUGUGAAAAUAGUCUGGACAAUCUCUCACGCACACUCACACAUAAACAUGAGCCCCCUCUCUUUCCAUUUACUGUAACCAGCAUCCUCACUCACUGAACACCGGAUGUCCAUGAACGUUGAAAAGUAGUUGAAAUUUGGUCAGUCCGCCCUGGCCUCGAUUUCAACGUCAACAGACGUUUCUUUUUUUUGUACUAUCUGGACCGGCCUUGAUUUGACCCAAACAUAGACGUCCAUGUUUGGUUCAGAUUGGGUCCAGUCCGGAACAAAUCUGAACCAAUCUUUUUUUUUUGUGAUCAAAUGUUUAUUUAGUAAUAAUAAUUGUCAGCAAACAUGAAUACAUACCUACAAAAGGAUGUUACACCCCCUUUUGUUUUAAAAGUAAAACAAAAGGAGAUACAGAAAUAUAAACGCAACGAUUUCAACGAUUUUACUGAGUUACAUUUCAUAUAAGGAAAUCAGUCAAUUGAAAUGAAUUCAUUAGGCCCUAAUCUACGGAUUUCACAUGGCAUGGGUGUGCCUGGGAGUGCAUACAGUGUAUUCGGAAAGUAUUCAGACCCCUUCACUUUUUCCACAUUUUGUUACGUUACAGCAUAAUUCUAAAAUUGAUUUAAAUUGUUUUUUUCCCUCAUCAAUCUACACACAAUACCCCAUAAUGACGAAGCAAAAACAGAUUUAGACAUUUUUGCAAAUUCAUUAAAAAUAAAGAAAUGAUAUCACAUUUACAUAAGUAUUCAGACCCUUUACUCAGUACUUUGUUGAAGCACCUUUGGCAGCGAUUAUAGCCAAAUUAUAGCCGAUUAUAGCUUCUUGGGUAUGACGCUACAAGCUUGGCACACCUGUAUUUGGGGAGUUUCUCACAUUCUUCUCUGCAGAUCCACGCAAGCUUUGUCAGGUUGGAUGGGGAGCGUCGCUGCACAGCUAUUUUCAGGUCUCUCCAGAGAUGUUCGAUCAGGUUCAAGUCCAGGCUCUGGCUGGGCCACUCAAGGACAUUCAGAGACUUGUCCUGAAGCCACUCCUGCGUUGUCUUGGUUGUGUGCUUAGGAUCGCGUUGUUCUGUUGGAAGGUGAACCUUCUCCCCAGUCUGUCCUGCUCUGGAGCAGGUUUUCAUCAAGUAUCUCUCUGUACUUUGCUCCGUUCAUCUUUCCCUCGAUCCGGACUAGUCUCCCAGUCCCUGCUGCUAAAAAAACAUCCCCACAUCAUGAUGCUUCCACCACCAUGCUUCACAGUAGCGAUGGUAUUAGCCAGGUGAUGAGCGGUGCCUGGUUUCCUCCAGACGUGACGUUUGGCAUUCAUGCCAAAGAGUUCAAACUUGGUUUCAUCAGACCAGAAAAUUUUGUUUCUCAUGGUCUGAGAGUCUUUUAGGUGCCUUUUGGCAAACUCCAAGUGGGCUGUCAUGUGCCUUUUACUGAGGAGUGGCUUCCAUCUGGCCAAUCUACCAUAAAGGCCUGAUUGGUGGAGUGUUGCAGAGAUUGUUGUCCUUCUGGAAGGUUCUCCCAUCUCCACAGAGUGGAGUGACCAAGUUUUUGGUCACCUCCCUGACCAAGGCCCUUCUCCCCUGAUUGCUCAGUUUGGCCGGACGGCCAGCUCUCGGAAGAGUGUUGGUUCCAAACUUCUUCCAUUUAAGAAUGAUGGAGGCCACUGUGUUAUUGGGGACCUUCAAUGCUGCAGGCAUUUUUUGGUACCCUUCCCCAGAUCUGUGCCUUGACACAAUCCUGUCUCGGAGCUCUGCAGACAAUUCCUUCGACCUCAUGGCUUGCUUUUUGCUCUGACAUGCUGCACUGUCAACUGUGGGACCUUAUCUAGACAGGUGUGUGCCUUUCCAAAUCAUGUCCAAUCAAAUGAAUUUACCACAGGUGGACUCCAAUCAAGUUGUAGAAAUAUCAAGGAUGAUCAAUGGAAACAGGAUGCACCUGAGCUCAAUUUCUAGUCUCAUAGCAAAGGGUCUGAAUACUUAUGUAAAUAAGGUAUUUGUUUUUAUUUUUAAUAAAUUUGCAAACAUUUCUAAACCUGUUUUCGCUUUGUCAUUAUGGGGUAUUGUGUGUAAAUUGAGGAACAAUUUUUAUUUAAUUUUAGAAUAAGGCUGUAACCUAACAAAAUGUUGAAAAUCUGAAGGGGUCUGAAUACUUUCUGAAUGCACUGUAGGCCCACCCACUUGGGAGCCAGGUCCACCCACUGGGGAGCCAGGCCCAGCCAAUCAGAAAUAGUUUUUCCCCACAAAAGGGCUUCAUUACAGACACAAAUACUCCUCAGUUUCAUCAGCUGUCCGGAUGGCUGGUCUCAGACGUUCCUGCAGGUUUAGAAUUCGGAUGUGGAGGUCCUGGGCUGGCGUGGUUGCACGUGGUCUGCAAUUGUGAGGCCGGUUGGACAUAUUGCCAAAUUCUCUAAAACGAAGUUGGAGGCGGCUUAUGGUAGAGAAAUGCACAUUAAAUUCUCUGCCAACAGCUCUGGUGGACAUUCCUGCUGUCCGCUUGCCAAUUGCACGCUCCCUCAAAACUUGAGACAUCUGCACAUUUUAGUGACCUUUUAUUGUCCCCAGCACAAAGUGCACCUGUGUAAUGAUCAUGCUGUUUAAUAAACUUUUUGGUAUGCCACACCUGUCAGGUGGAUGAAUUAUCUUGGCAAAUGAGAAAUGCUCAAUAACAGGGAUAUAAACAAAUAUGUGCACAAAAUUUGAGAAAUAAGGUUUUCGUACGUAUGGAAAAUGUCUGGGAUCUUUUAUUUCAACUCAUGAAACAUGGGACCAUCACUUUACGUGUUGCGUUUAUAUUUUUGUUCUGUAUAGAUACCAGAGGGCAUUCCCAAGCCAGGUUCAUUAUGAUGGCACUAUGUACAGGAAGCAUCAUUCAAAAAUGUUCACUUGAAACAGCUUACGAGGAGUUAGAUAAGUCCUCCGUACAAAAUUAUAAUGGAGCUGUUGAUCAGGAUUCUGAGACGAUUGUCGAAUAUUAGAUCACACGCGGUCCCAAUUUAAAAUAUUGAUCCAAACCUGGAAGGUCUCUUUUCCAUAGAGUAUCGAGAGGAAGAGGUUUAUACGAAGUUGACAGUAAAUGAUACAUUUGGAAACUAGACCCUUUUGUUUUGCUCGUUAAACUCAGUCUUAUGCAUAGGAUGUUGCGUCAAAGCUGACUGCCAAGGAACACCAUGAGCCCCAAGGGCAGGCCUAAGGUGUAAAUAAAAGAAAGAUGAUGAGGCAGGUAGUUUUAAAUCUAUCUUUAAGAUCUUGGAAUGAACGAAGGCAAUCAUCCCUGUAGAUAUCACCUAAUACAUGAAUUCUCCUACUCUUCCAUUGAGGAAAAUGUAUUUGUUGAUGACCAAGUAAAAGACCUGAGUUGGGUGAAAAUAGGGGAACCCACAUUCCAUUUACAUGAGAUAUUACAUCAUUUUUCUGCGGUGCGCCAGGUAACCUGCUUUGUUAUAGUGGGACCAAAGCGUAGCUUGCAUUGUUUUAUAUAAAUAUUCAAAAAUAGGAGAUCUUGGAGUCUCCAAGGGUGCACCAAACUUCCCUCCAAAGCACGCCAUGACACAGUAGAGGAGGAAUCAAACCAGGUGACUAGAGGGCAUAAACUAAAAGACCAGUAAUAUAGUUAAACAUUUGAAAGAGAGAAACUUCCAUCUAGUGUACCCCUUUGUAUUGUUGAGAACUUCACAUGCGGGUGUUUGCCCUUCCAAAUGAACUUGGAGAUAGCUGAAUGUAGUUUACUCCAGUAUCCCACAGGGGGAGCAAGCGGCAACAUUGAGCUGAAAGAUUUUACACAGGGAAGCACAUUCAUUUUAAUAAUAGCAAUUCGAGUUCGAAGUUGUAGUGUAGUUACUCUUAGCAAUAACAUUUAAGGAGGGGGAGAUUUCAAUACCAAUAUAUUUGAAAUGCUGAACUACUGGCAUAAAAGCAGGAAGGCUGGCGGACUUUGCAGCAUCAUUGAGUGGCAAUAGCGCAGAUUUCAGCCAUUUGAUCUUAAAACCCGAUAAGCUACCAAAAUGAUCAAAUAUCGAUAACAGUUGAGGAAUAGACUUAGAUGCAUCCUCAACAAACAGCAAUACGUCAUCGGCAUAUAGAGAGAUAUGAUGUGGAUUGUUAUCGGCGAGACAAGGGUAGACUGACGUACAGUCUGGGCUGAAGGUUCAAGAGAGCGGGAGAAAAGCAGUGGCAACAGUGGGCAUCCCUGGCAACUUCCUCUAGAAACAGGAAAUAGAGGAGAGCAAUUCUUACCUGUCAAAACCAUUGCUGUUGGAUUGACAUAGAGCACCUUUCAUUAAAAUGAACCCAUUACCAACGCCCAUAGCCUCAAGAAAAUACCAUAGAUAUGGCCAUUCAAUGCAUCCAGUGAAAGUACUGCAGCAGGAGAUUUAAAAUGUAUAUUUCCUAUUUUGUUGCCUUACAACCUGAAAUUAAAAAUGAUUUUUGGGGGGUUUGUCUCAUUUGAUUUACACAACAUGCCUACUACUUUGAAGAUGCAGAAUAUUUUUUAUUGUGGAACAAACAAGAAAUGAGACACAAAAUUGCAGCAAUUACAGCUGCAAGUCUUGGGGUAUGUCUCUAUAAGCUUGGCACAUUUAGCCACUGGCAUGUUUGCCCAUUGUUCAAGGCAAGACUGUUCCAGCUCCUUCAAGUUGGAUUGGUUCCGCUGGUGUACAGCAAUCUGUAAGUCAUACCACAGAUUCUAAAUUGGAUUGAGGUCUAGGCUUUGACCAGGCCAUUCCAAGACAUUUAAAUGUUUCCCUUAAACCACUCGAGUGUUGCUUUAGCAGUAUGCUUAGGGUCAUUGUCCUGCUGGAAGGUGAACCUCCAUCCCAGUCUCAAAUCUCUGGAAGACUAAAACAGGUUUCCCUCAAGAAUUUCCCUGUAUUUAGCGGCAUCCUUCAAUUCUGCCCAGUUUCCCAGUCCCUACCGACGAAAAACAUCCCCACAGCAUGAUGCUGCCACCACCAUGCUUCACUGUGGGGAUGGUGUUCUCGGGGUGAUGAGAAGUGUUGGGUUUGCACUAGACAUAGCGUUUUCCUUGAUGGCCAAAAAGCUCAAUUUUAGUCUCAUCUGACUAGAGUACCUUCUUCCAUAUGUUUGCGGAGUCUCCCACAUGACUUUUGGUGAACACCAAACGUGUUUGCUUAUUUUUUCUAUAAGCAAUGGCUUUUUUCUGGCCACUCUUCUGUAAAGCCCAGCUCUGUGGAGUGUACGGCUUAAAAUGGUCCUAUGGACAGAUCCUCCAAUCUCCGCUGUGGAGCUUUGCAGCUCCGUCAGGGUUAUCUUUGAUCUCUUUGUUGCCUCUCUGAUUUAAUGCCCUCCUUGCCUGGUCCGUGAGUUUUGGUGGGCGGCCCUCUCUUGGCAGGUUUGUUGUGGUGCCAUAUUCUUUCAAUUUUUUAAUAAUGGAUUUAAUGGUGCUCUGUGGGAUGUUCAAAGUUUCUGAUAUUUUUUUAUAACCCAACCCUGAUCUGUACUUCUCCACAACUGUGUCCCUAACCUGUUUGGAGAGCUCCUUGGUCUUCAUGGUGCCCAUUUGCUUGGUGGUGCCCCUUGCUUGGUGGUGCCCCUUGCUUAGUGGUGCUGCAGACUCUGGGGCCUUUCAGAACAGGUGUGUGUAUAUAUACUGAGAUCAUGUGACAGAUCAUGUGACACUUAGAUUGCACACAAGUGGACUUUAUUUACCUAAUUAUGUGACUUCUGAAGGUAAUUGGUUGCACCAGAUCUUAUUUAGGGGCUUCAUAGCAAAGAGGGUGAAUACAUAUGCACGCACCACUUUUCUGUUAUUUAUUUUUCUGACGUUUUUGAAACAAGUUAUUUUUUUCAUUUCACUUCACCAAUUUCGACUAUUUUGUGUAUGUCUAUUACAUGAAAUCCAAAUAAAAAUCCAUUUAUAUUACAGGUUGUAAUGCAACAAAAUAUGAAAAAAACGCCAAGGGGGAUGAAUACUUUUGCAAGGCACUGUAUGGGCUUGGAUGCGCCGAGAGAGCACCUUAGCAUAGAUCUUAACAUCGGAGUUGAGCAACGACCAAGGUCUAAAAUUGCCUCAGUUGGGUCCUUUUUUCAAUAGGAGAGAGAGAACUGUAAUAUUAAUGUUCCUAGAGAAAGAGCCUUCAUUAAUGGAAAACUGCAUCAUGUCUAACAGUAAGGUGCCCAAAUGUUUCUCUUCAAACUGCAAACUAAAACCCUAAUUUCUUACUAAUGUAUUGUUAAAGCGCCAUCUGGCAGCGCGAGAAGGAGAAUCACCCAGAGAUACUGAGCACACGACAGCCCCGUGAUCAGAGAGAGCAAUGGUUAACAGAGAAGAAUUUGAUAUAUUUGAAGAAAAAAUAUUUCGUUGCAAAAAUGAAAUAAAUCCUAGAGAAAGAUUUAUGUCUAGAAGAAAGACAAGAAAUCUCUAACUUAAGGAUUAACAGUGUGCCAAACAUCAAUAACACCUGUGUCAUUAGCCCAAGCACGCAGAGCAUGGGUUGCCAGCCUCUCUCUGCUCACCACUUUCAUUUACACUAGUCCUGUCUAAAUCAUGAUUAAAAUCGCCUCCUUUUAUGAAACGGUGAUCUGUCAAAUCCUAAAAAGUUGUUGUUCAACAAGUCAUAGAAUUCCCUUUCGAAACAGUUAGGAAAAUUGCUCUUGUAUCGGCAUAUGCACCAAUUAGAUACAGUGAGGGGAAAAAAUAAUAUGAUCCCCUGCUGAUUUUGUACGUUUGCCCACUGACAAAGACAUGUUCAGUCUAUAAUUUUAAUGGUAGGUUUAUUUGAGCAGUGAGAGACAGAAUAACAACAAAAAAAUCCAGAAAAACGCAUGUCAAAAAUGCUAUAAAUUUAUUUGCAUUUUAAUGAGGGAAAUAAGUAUUUGACCCCUCUGCAAAACAUGACUUAGCACUUGGUGGCAAAACCCUUGUUGGCAAUCACAGAGGUCAGACAUUUCUUGUAGUUGGCCACCAGGUUUGCACACAUCUCAGGAGGGAUUUUGUCCCACUCCUCUUUGCAGAUCUUCUCCAAGUCAUUAAGGUUUUGAGCCUGACGUUUGGCAACUCGAACCUUAAGGUCCCUCCACAGAUUUUCUAUGGGAUUAAGGUCUGAAGACUGGCUAGGCCACUCCAGGACCUUAAUGUGCUUCUUCUUGAGCCACUCCUUUGUUGCCUUGGCUGUGUGUUUUGGGUCAUUGUCAUGCUGGAAUACCCAUCCACGACCUAUUUUCAAUGCCCUGGCUGAGGGAAGGAGGUUCUCACCCAAGAUUUGACAGUACGUGGCCCCGUCCAUCGUCCCUUUGAUGCGGUGAAGUUGUCCUGUCCCCUUAGCAGAAAAACACCCCCAAAGCAUAAUGUUUCCACCUCCAUGUUUGACGGUGGGGAUGGUGUUCUUGGGGUCAUAGGCAGCAUUCCUCCUCCAAACACGACGAGUUGAGUUGAUGCCAAAGAGCUCGAUUUUGGUCUCAUCUGACCACAACACUUUCACCCAGUUCUCCUCUGAAUCUUUCAGAUGUUCAUUGGCAAACUUCAGACGGGCCUGUAUAUGUGCUUUCUUGAGCAGGGGAACCUUGCGGGCGCUGCAGGAUUUCAGUCCUUCACGGCGUAGAGUUUUAUUUGAUCAAUAACCAUGAUUUUAAGAUUGCGCCGUGCCACUAUAGCCACUCCUUUAGAUUUCUUAGCCUCUUCCUCAGCAGCUAUCACAUGACAACUUUAUUUUCUCCUAAUACGCUCGUCCGUUUAUGUGGCAGAUUUAUGCCACCUGAAUAAAAAUGUAUGAGAUUAGGGUCCGUCAUUAAGUUAUACUUAAAUCCGAGCUGGUUCUCUAGUAAAUUAGUAUGAUUGUCUCACAUGUUCAAGAAUGGCCUUUUCCCCUUUUUUCAGAUUACAACCUCUCACUUUCAGUUAUUUGAAAAGGAAAUAAUCUCCCAAAUAUCACUAUUUCUAAAACAAGCCAUAGAAAGUUGGUUGCAAUUUCAAUUUAAUCCUCCAGAAACUACAGAACAAAUAAUGCAACAAAUAUUGUGGUUAAACUCAAAUAUACUAAUUGAUAAAAAAACAUUAUAACAAAUAUAUUUAUAUAUAGAUAAUCUUUGUAAAUGAUAUCAUAGGUAGAACUGGUGGAGUUAUGUCGCACAUGCAGCGAACAAAAACAUAUGGAAAUGUCUGCUCUACCCAAAAUUACAACCACAUAAUUGCAGCAUUACCGCAAAAAUGGAAGAGGAAAGUGGAAAGGGGAAAAAGGAACUUGUCUGUCGGCCCUGCAUUAAAGACCAUAAUUGGUUAAAGAAAAUUGUGAUAAAUAAAAAAGUAUACCAGUUUCAUUUAAGGACCGAAGGAUUGACAGCUGUCCCAUAAAGAAUUCAAAAUAGUUGGGAAGAGAUUUUUGACGUACCGAUUCCAUGGCAAAUGGUUUAUGAACUGAUACGCAAAACGACGCCGGAUAAAAAAACGUACGAUUUUUCAAUUGAAAUUAUUAUAUAAAAUUCUUGCAACCAAUAGAAUGUUAUUUAUAUGGGGGAUACAAUCUUCCCAGCUCUGCAGAUUUUGCUGCGAAGAGACAGAAUCAUUAGAUCAUUUUGUUUUGGUACUGUCCAUUUGUAGCUUGUUUUUGGUCACAGGUCCAGGAAUGGCUGAAGGAUUGCAAUAUUUACCUGGAGCUAACCCUGCAGAUAGCACUAAUGGGUGAUCUGAAAAGUCAUAGUCAAUCGAUCAAUAAUAUAAUACAAUAAUACUUUUAGCAAAAAUGUUUAUUUUCAAUUUACAAUCUGUAGAAACAAUGAGUAGAAGGGUUCAGAACUUUUGUGAAACAUCACAGUACAGUUGAGAAAUAUAUGGCAAGUAGAAAUCCAAAAUGGAUGGUGUUAAGAAAUAGAUGGGAGGUGUUGAAUGGAGCUGAAGGUUGGGACUAAUAACAACUAAUAACAACAAAAUAACUAAUGUAAAACAUACUGUGUCCAUAAUAAGUAGGUUAUAGGUUGAGAGCUUUUGUGAAAAAGAGCACAGUUUGGGGGAUAUGGCAUGUAGAGGCACACCGGAUGGACAUAAUGAAAAUGAUCGGAGAGGUUGCGGGUAGAGGAAGUUCAGGAGUAAAAACAAACAAAAUAGAAUUAUUGUAAAAUUGACUGUGUCCAUAAAAUGUAUAUAGUAUUGUGGCGUACAGCAGGUCAGCCACCAGGGGGAGACUCGUCGAGGCCUGGUAACAGAUGGAGUAUACAUCACGAGGCGGUGGCUCCAUCUGCUGGACGUGCCAGGUCUCGACGGGCUCCCUGGAUAGGACUAAUUGGGGCUGAUUGGGUGCUGGUGAGUAAUUAAGGGCGGAUUGCUCACCAGCUGUGCAAGGCCCAUAAAGCUGCCAGAAGGGCAGCACAUGAGAGAGGACUGGGGGAAGUAAGAUAACUUCUGUGUAGUUGGAGACUGUAUCCUGGAGAGGGUCUCAUGGGGGAGACCUAUCCUUUUCUUUUGAUUAUUUUAUUAUUAAAUACCUUGAAACCGAGCUAAUCAUACUCUGUCCGUGUCUGAUCUGUGUAAACGUCUUGACCCAACACCCUGAUCUGCCACAGUAUGUAAAAGCUGGAAGUAGAGGCCUAAGCGUUGCUGUUCACUAGUUUACUCCAAUUAGGGGAGGGGUGGUGGGGUUGGAAACUAAUAAAGGAAAAUACAUUUUUAAAAAUGAUAUAUAUAUAUAUAUAUAUAUUACAGUGAGGGGAAAAAAGUAUUUGAUCCCCUGCUGAUGUUGUACGUUUGCCCACUUACAAAGACAUGAUCAGUCUAUAAUUUUAAUGGUAGGUUUAUUUGAACAGUGUGGUCCUCUGUAGCUCAGCUGGUAGAGCACGGCGCUUGUAACGCCAGGGUAGUGGGUUCGAUCCCCGGGACCACCCAUACACAAAAAUGUAUGCACACAUGACUGUAAGUUGCUUUGGAUAAAGCGUCUGCUAAAUGGCAUAUUAUAUUAUUAUAUUAUAACAGUGAGAGACAGAAUAACAAAACAAAAAUCCAGAAAAACGCAUGUCAAAAAUGUGAUAAAUUUAUUUGCAUUUUAAUGAGGGAAAUAAGUAUUUGACCCCUCUGCAAAACAUUACUUAGUACUUGGUGGCAAAACCCUUGUUGGCAAUCACAGAGGUCAGACGUUUCUUGUAGUUGGCCACCAGGUUUGCACACAUCUCAGGAGGGAUUUUGUUCCACUCCUCUUUGCAGAUCAUCUCCAAGUCAUUAAGGUUUCGAGGCUGACGUUUGGCAACUCGAACCUUCAGCUCCCUCCACAGAUUUUCUAUGGGAUUAAGGUCUGGAGACUGGCUAGGCCACUCCAGGACCUUAAUGUGCUUCUUCUUGAGCCACUCCUUUGUUGCCUUGGCCGUGUGUUUUGGGUCAUUUUCAUGCUGGAAUACCCAUCCACGACCCAUUUUCAAUGCCCUGGCUGAGGGAAGGAGGUUCUCACCCAAGAUUUGACGGUACAUGGCCCCGUCCAUCGUCCUUUUGAUGCGGUAAAGUUGUCCUGUCCCCUUAGCAGAAAAACACCCCCAAAGCAUAAUGUUUCCACCUCCAUGUUUGACGGUGGGGAUGGUGUUCUUGGGGUCAUAGGCAGCAUUCCUCCUCCUCCAAACACGGUGAGUUGAGUUGAUGCAAAGAGCUCAAUUUUGGUCUCAUCUGACCACAACACUUUCACCCAGUUCUUCUCUGAAUCUUUCAUAUGUUCAUUGGCAAACUUCAGACGGGCCUGUAUAUGUGCUUUCUUGAGCAGGGGGACCUUGAGGGCGCUUAAGGAUUUCAGUCCUUCACGGCGUAGUGUGUUACCAAUUGUUUUCUUGGUGACUAUGGUCCCAGCUGCCUUGAGAUCAUUGACAAGAUCCUCCUGUGUAGUCCUGGGCUGAUUCCUCACCGUUCUCAUGAUCAUUGCAACUCCAACGAGGUGAGAUCUUGCAUGGAGCCCCAGGCAGAGGGAGAUUGACAGUUAUUUUGUGGUUCUUCCAUUUGCGAAUAAUCGCACCAACUGUUGUCACCUUCUCACCAAGCUGCUUGGCGAUGGUCUUGUAGCCCAUUCCAGCCUUGUGUAGGUCUACAAUCUUGUCGCUGACAUCCUUGGAGAGCUCUUUGGUCUUGGCCAUGGUGGAGAGUGGAAUCUGAUUGAUUGAUUGCUUCUGUGGACAGGUGUCUUUUAUACAGGUAACAAGCUGAGAUUAGGAGCUCUCCCUUUAAGAGUGUGCUCCUAAUCUCAGCUCGUUACCUUUAUUAAAGACACCUGGGAGCCAGAAAUCUUUCUGAUUGAGAGGGGGUCAAAUACUUAUUUCCCUCAUUGAAAUGCAAAUCAAUUUAUAACAUUUUUGACAUGCGUUUUUCUGGAUUUUGUUGUUGUUAUUCUGUCUCUCACUGUUCAAAUAAAUCUACCAUUAAAAUUAUAGACUGAUCAUUUCUUUGUCAGUGAGAAAACGUACAAAAUCAGCAGGGGAUCAAAAACUUUUUUCCCUCACUGUGUGUGUAUAUAUAUAUAUAUGUGUGUGUGUGUGUGUGUAUAUGUGUGUGUGUAUGUGUAUAUGUAUAUGUAUAUAUAUAUAUAUAUAUAUAUAUAUAUAUAUAUAUAUAUAUAUAUAUAUAUAUAUAUAUAUAUAUAUAUAUAUAUAUAUAUAUAUAUAUAUAUAUAUAUAUACACACAGUGCCCUCCACAAUUACUUUGGUGUAAAAAAAAAAUAAUAAUCACACAUUUAGAAAAAGAAAACUUGAAAUCAUGUGUCCCACAAUUAUUGGCACCCCUGAUGUUAAUACUUUGUACAACCCCCUUUUGCCAACAAGACAGCACUUAAUCUCCUCCUAUAACAUUUCACAAGAUUGGAGAACACAGAGAGAGGGAUCUUUGACCAUUCUUCUUUGCACAAUCUUUCUAGAUCAUCCAGUGUCCUGGGUCCUCUCUUAUGCACUCUCCUCUUUAGCUCGCCCCACAGGUUUUCGAUUGGGUUGAGGUCUGGGGACUGAGAUGGCCAUGGGAGGACCUUGAGUUUGUGACUGCUGAACCAUUUUUGUGUAGAUUUUGCCACAUGUUUUGGAUCAUUAUCCUGCUGAAAGACCCAAUGACGACCCAUCUUCAGCUUUCUGGCAGAGGCCAUCAGGUUUUUAUUUAAAAUGUCCUGGUAGUUCAAAGCGUUCAUAAUGCCAUGCACCCUAACAAGGUUCCCAGGGCCUUUGGAAGAGAAACAGGCCCACAGCAUCACAGAUCCUCCACCAUACUUCACGGUGGGCAUGAGGUGCUUUUCGGCAUACUCAUCUUCUGUUUUACGCCAGACCCACUUAGAGUGUUUGUUGCCAAAAAGCUCAAUCUUAGUCUCAUCUGACCAAAGCACACGAUCCCAGUUGAAGUCCCAGUGCCGCUUAGCAAACUCCAGACGUUUACGUUUGUGAGUGUUAGUGAGAAAAGGCUUUUUCCUUGCAUGCCUCCCAAACAGCUUGUUGGCAUGUAGAGAGCGUCUGAUGGUUGUUUUGGAGACUUUGUGACCCCAAGAUGCCACUCUUUGAUGCAAUUCUGUGACCGUGAGCUUAGGACUUUUUUUUACUUCUCUUACCAUCCUCCUCACUGUGCGUUGUGGCAAGAUAAACUUGGGACCUCUUCCAGCCUUGUUUGUCACUGUUCCAGUUGUUUUAAACUUCUUAAUGAUUCCUCUGACUGUAGAUACGGGCAAGUUAAGGCGAGUGGCUAUUUUCUUGUAGCCAUUGCCUGACUUAUGAAGGUCGACACAAAUCUGCCUUACUUGAAUGGUGUGUUCUCUUGUCUUUGCCAUGUUGACAAAUGGGUAAGAGAAUUAGGCCUCUGUGUCACGUCAUAUUUCUACCCCAGGGAAACAGGAAGUCAUGAAUUACUAAUUAAAAGUUCCUAGAUACCCUGACCAACAUUAGCAACUACAGAAAAAUAUAUUUUUAAAAAAUUCAAUUAAUUUUCAGCGGAAUUGUUAGGGGUGCCAAUAAUUAUUAUUUUUUUACCACCAAAGUAAUGUACUUAAAUAAAAGGUUGGAUUUUUCUCUUUUUUUGCAUUUGGGUUCUAUGUUGUUUAACAAAAAAAGGAGAAUUUUUGGAAGUCCUCGACCACAUCUUAAACAGGGGUGCCAAUAAUAGUGGAGGGCACUGUAUAUAUAUGUGUAUUUGUAUGUAUGUGUGUAUAUAAUAUAAAAUAUAUGCUUGAAAAAAACCUUUGGGAUUGGAAGUGAUGCAGACAAUUGCAUUGGAAGUUACAAUCUAUCUGCAGUAUUAAAGCUGAUCUACCCCCUAAAAAAAAAGCUAACAAAAAUACUGAAAAAAUGACAAACAUUUGUUUUAAAAAGGAUAGUUAAUGCAGUAACAAAGACACCAAAAUCGAAACUGUACCAUGAAAAUGUAUCAUGCAGGUAUUUGAGUAACCACCAAAACUACAACUCCCCUCAGGUCCUUCCCUCCCGCCCCAGCCCUAAAAUAGUCAAAACAGCGGAGUUGUCGCAGAAUCCCAUCCACCCCCUGGCUGUCGACCCCAGGCAUGGAGCAGGCUGUAGGGAACUGGUGCCUCGAUGAUCUGUGGAUAACCCUGAGAAAGGCUUGUAUACCUUUGUUGCGUGCAGUGCCCAGAGCCUGUGCCAACCCCUUGCGAAGUCUGACAGUGUAGUUGCUGAAAUCGGGGAAGAAUUUAACUAUUGCGGCCUGUCUCUUCCUAUCCGUGAAACGCAGAGGAGGUUGAAAAUCAGAGUGUGGGGUCUGUCGUUGUUGCGGGAGCCGUAGAUACGGUGGGCACGCAUGAUUUCAAACUGCCAAUGGACACCAGUGAGGGAUUGACUGCGUGAUAUACUGAAUUAUUAGUGCCCUCUUUCCCUUCUUCCAGGUUGACGAUACGAACAUUGCAGAGUCUUCCCCUGUCCUCAUAGCCUGCUAG
Molecule: messenger RNA, 27604 nt
Organism: Coregonus sp. 'balchen'
Lineage: Eukaryota; Metazoa; Chordata; Actinopteri; Salmoniformes; Salmonidae
Source: the annotation of a GenBank genome assembly